CUGAGAUUUAGGUCGAAUAUAAUAAUAAACUAAGAUACAUCUUUUUGAACGAAUACAAAAUGGCGUCAGAAUCUGAAACACCACCUACUGUGGUCAGUGAACAAGAGAAAAUGGAAUCUGUGUCUGAUGGUCCCCAGAAAGUAGAAGCAGAAAGUGAAAAACAACCAGACAAACCUGAUAAAGCAACAGACCCAGGGGGACAAGGAGAUGUCAAUCAAAACCAGACAGAAUCAUCAUCUUCAGGUACAUCCGAGAAUACUAAUGCUGCUUCAGAUACAAAAAUGGAGGAAGUGGAAUUCAAACUAAUAUACAAAAAACAGAAAUACGAUGUCUCAUUUGCUAUGGACAACACUAUAAAACAACUCAAGGAACAUGUUGAAACACUAACAGGUGUUCCAGCAGCUAUGCAGAAAAUCAUGUUUAAAGGUUUAGCUAAAGAUGAGUGUACAUUACGAGACUUAAAAGUGACUAAAGGGUCCAAGAUCAUGGUGGUAGGGUCGACCCUAAAUGAUGUGUUAUCCAUGGGUAAGCCCAGUGCUAAAGAGCUAGAGGCUGAGGCAAAGACAGCAGCAGCAGCCACAAAAGAAUCUUUAUCCAAACAGAAGGACCAUAAAAAGGUGCUAGAUAAAUAUGGGAAACCAGAUGAUUGCAUUCCAGGUCACAAAACUAGGGAGCCCUUACCACACCAACCCAUCGCAGGCAUGUACAACAAGUCGGGAGGUAAAGUCCGACUUACCUUCAAACUAGAGCUGGACCAGGUGUGGAUAGGUACAAAAGAGAGAACGGACAAAAUUCCAAUGAGUUCUAUUAAAGCGAUAGUGAGUGAAGCAAUUGCAGGUCAUGAAGAAUACCAUAUGCUGGGAAUACAAUUAGGCCCAACAGAGGCCUCACGCUAUUGGAUAUACUGGGUGCCCGCACAAUAUGUGGAGGCUAUUAAAGAAACAGUGUUAGGCAAGUGGCAAUAUUUCUGAUUGGAUGUGUUUGUGUAUCUGUUCAUGUGAUGGACAAGUGGAGUGACUUGUAAGGGAAUUUGGAGGACAUAUGAAAAUGUUAGUGACAACCGUGAACAUGUGGAUGGAUGGGUGCAAGAGAUAUCGAUCUGGAACCGUUCUGUAACUGCUUUAUCAAGUAAUCCUUUCCUGGCAAACUCUUUUACCUUUGUUUUAUUAGUUUCUUAAAAGUUUUUGAAACAAAUGUUCUUGUGUUAAAGAUUCUUUCAUGAUUUCUUCCUUGCAUCUAUUGAAAAUUGGUUCUGAUUAUAAUGGUUGUAGCUAUAUUUUUUUACUGAUAUAUACCGUUACAUCAAUGUCAAUUUCAAGUACAGUAUAACCUGUCUAAAUAAUCCUCUGUCUAAUAUAACUUCUUGUCUAGACUGGCUCUGAUAUUUGGUCCCAGCUUUUCCUCUGUUUAAGUAAAGUUUAUCAACCCUGUUUUAUCCAGAUCCUGACUACCCGAGUAUAGUAACUGGUGAAGAUAUAAUAGUUUUGCUAUGUAAAUCUGUGUAAAACCCCAUUGUUCAUUCAGACCUUUAUUUUUCCCAGCAAAAUAUCUUUGUAAUUUUAUUUUUUCCAGACGCAAAAUAUACUAUCUGUUUACCAUCAUUCUUGCACUUUCCGUUAUUGCAAAUGUGAAUGUUUUCUUUAUGUUUCUGUUUUAAAGUAAUUGAAAGUAAAUUGACUUAAAUACAUAGACAUUUAAAAUGUUGAUAUCCCAAAUAAGUGUCUGGACCUGGUAUUAACCUUUUAAGUACAUCAGUUCCAGUAAGGUCCAGUUCACACUGUAAUAUUAUAAUAAAGUUAAAGAUGGUUCAGUCUUCUCCAUGCAAGCAAUGAUAGUUUUUUAUAACAACUUCAGGAAUGAUGCUGUUUUACUGUUAUAUAAAAGUUUGUGUAAGACAAUUAAGCUUACUACAAAUCCUGUAUGACUCCUCUUAUCAUACCGUUGCAAGCCAGGCAAGCUUUAUUCUCUAUCCAAUUGUUGAAAAAUCAGAAGAAAAAUCCCUACAAAUUUUGUAAAAAGUGUGAUAUAUUGCUGAAAGCAAACCAUGCAUUUAAUGUUUCAUAGUGAAAUUGAUGUUUUAUUGCAAUAAAUCAUGAUUGCACAUAA
Molecule: messenger RNA, 2106 nt
Organism: Mizuhopecten yessoensis (Yesso scallop)
Lineage: Eukaryota; Metazoa; Mollusca; Bivalvia; Pectinida; Pectinidae
Product: ubiquitin domain-containing protein UBFD1-like
Exons: 8
Coding region: 60-971 (303 amino acids)
Molecular function (GO): cadherin binding; RNA binding
Source: RefSeq, a predicted model, not a curated record